UUGACUUUAGUAGUACUUAUGAUCUGUAGCAAAAAUUAUGCAGUGCCAUCGUUGACUCUGACAAUGAUGACUACUUCUUGUCGGCUCAAAUUAACAGAUUAUCUAUGAUUGUAAAUUAGGAGAAUUUUUAACUAGUGAUAGGGCAUUUAAUUUGUGUAUUCAUUCAUUCGUUCCUUCCUUUGGUUUAGUCAUUAAUACCAUGUAUCCUCUAAUUGAAUUCAAACUUAUAAAAUCUUAUAUUGAAUUGAAACGACAGCUUAUAGUUGUGGCCAUUUAACGUUGUCCAUUCCUUGCAUAUGUGGAUAGCAAUUCGGUUCUUUAAUGUCUUGGUUUGUCAAUUGUACACAUCAUCUGUGGAAGUUAACAAGGUCCCAUUUCUUGACUGUUUUAUGCCGAUUGUUGAAAUUCAGUAAUGGUGAAUAUGGAUAAACAGUACGAAUAAUUAGAAGGUCGUAGUGAAGGAUGAUAGUUCUCUAGCCAUCAGGUGUCACGACUCGCAACGGGCAAGUGAUAUUGAGAGUUAAUACUGGGAAGUGAGUUUACCUUAUCAAAAGAGAAAAAAAAUAAUUAAUAGUGGGAAGUAUGAUGGUUGGUGAAUUUUCUUUUUUGAUGACCCUGGUGUCCAGGUCAGCUUUCGCACACCUCGACUAAUUUCAAUGGAUACCUGCUUUCACCAGCAACAUAUAUCAGCCAAAGAAUAAUGGAGAAACCUGUGGCGAUACUCAUUUUUACAACUGUAAUGAUGAGUCUUGAAUGCCUAGUACAAUCAGAUGCCUCAACACAUCGGUAUAAAAGUGGAGAUGAUGUCCCUUUCUAUGCAAACAAGGUUGGCCCAUUCUUUAGUCCCAGUGAAACUUAUGCUUAUUUCGAUCUUCCAUUUUGUCAACCAGAUAAUUUGGAAAAGAAGAAAGAAUCUUUAGGUGAAGUGCUGAAUGGAGAUCGCCUUACAUUUGCUCCAUAUAAGCUUGAGUUUUUAGUGGACAUAGAUGCCAAAGUUAUAUGUAAGAAAAGGUUGACAAAGGAGGAAGUUGCACAAUUCAGAACCGCUGUUGCACUGGAUUACUACGUCCAGAUGUACUAUGAUGACUUGCCAAUAUGGGCGUUCCUUGGGAAGGUCGAGAAGGAGGGAAUUGAUGACCCUAAUGAGUACAAAUAUCAUAUUUAUACAUUUUAUCAAUUUGAAAUUCAUUACAACAAGGACCAUGUUAUUGAGAUCCUAGUUAGAGUCGAUCCAUCUUUUACAGCUGAUGUAACAAAUGAUGAGGAAGUUGAUGCAGAAUUUCUGUACACAGUGGUGUGGAAAGAAACUAACACCCCAUUUGAAAAGAGAAUGGACAAAUACAUGAUGUCUUCUCUGCCCCAUCACUUAGAAAUUCACUGGUUCUCCAUUUUAAACUCAUGUGUGACAAUUUUCAUCUUGAUGUCAUGUCUGGGAGCAAUUUACUUGCGAGUCCUGAGGAGAGAUAUUUAUAAGCUUGCACAGGAUGAAGAAUUUUCUGAUAACCAAGAAGAAACUGGAUGGAAAAGCCUCCACGGUGAUGUCUUCCGGUACCCAAAGUGCAAGUAUUUGCUUUCUUCAGCGCUUGGUUGUGGAACACAGAUGUUGGCAGUCAUGGUGGUCAUUCUAUGUUUAGGUGUGCUCGGUGUUUUUCAGCCGUAUGAUCGAGGAGUUUUGCCCACUGCUUUGGUUAUAAUAUAUGCAAUAACUUCUGCGGUUGCUGGAUUUUCCACUGUAUCUUUUUAUCAUCAGCUCGAAGGAAGCAACUGGCUAAUAACUCUAUCUCUGACGGGAGGAAUAUUCUCUUGCCCCUUGUUGCUAACCUUCUUCUUCCUUAAUACCGUUGCAAUCAACUAUGGGUCUACUGCAGCACUUCCUUUGGGUACAAUUGUGGUUAUACUUCUCCUCUGGGUUUUGCUAGCAUUACCUUCACUUCUGUUAGGUGCGAUUUUUGGGAAGAGAAGAAGGUCUGAGUUUCAAGCUCCUUGUCACACCACAAAGUGUCCUCGUGAGGUUCCCUCACAGCGUUGGUACAGGAAUGUCAUAACCCAAAUGGCAUUGGCAGGAGUUUUGCCUUUUGCUGUCAUCUAUAUUGAGCUAUAUUACAUACUUGCAAGUGUUUGGGGUCACAGGAUAUACACAAUAUAUAGCAUUCUUUUUGCUGUAUUCAUUCUCCUUCUGAUUACAACUGCUCUUGUCUCUAUUGCUAUGGCAUACUUCCAACUUACUGCAGAAGAUCAUGAAUGGUGGUGGAGGUCUUUUCUUUGUGGUGGAUCGACUGGCUUGUACUUAUUUGGUUAUUCCUUCUACUAUUACUUUUCGCGGUCAGACAUGAAUGGUUUCAUGCAAACCUCAUUCUUCUUCGGAUAUAUGGCUUGUGUUAGUUAUGGCGUAUUCCUCAUGCUAGGCACUGUCGGCUUUCAUGCCUGUUUGCUAUUUGUCCGUCUUCUGUAUAGCUGUAUCAAAUGUGAAUAGCUGUUUGCUUUCAGGAACAUCCUUAGCUUGUUUGGAGAAAGUAUGUAUGCAUGCCGUAUUUAAGAGGCUAUUCUGAUAAAAGGAGGUCACAAUGUUCCUUUAAUGUGAGAACAAAGAGAUUUUACUUUUGUGUUAAUACUCUUGAACUGGGGCCGUUACAA
Solanum dulcamara is the source of this 2634-nucleotide messenger RNA. RefSeq names its product transmembrane 9 superfamily member 3-like. The transcript has 8 exons. The coding region runs from base 701 to 2473 and encodes 590 amino acids. Gene Ontology annotation, cellular component: membrane. Gene Ontology annotation, biological process: protein localization to membrane. NCBI's taxonomy places the organism in Eukaryota, Viridiplantae, Streptophyta, Magnoliopsida, Solanales, Solanaceae. The record is from RefSeq and is a predicted model, not a curated record.